Magnolia sinica is the source of this 3048-nucleotide messenger RNA. RefSeq names its product receptor-like protein 7. The coding region runs from base 1 to 3048 and encodes 1015 amino acids. The record is from RefSeq and is a predicted model, not a curated record. The transcript has 4 exons. Gene Ontology annotation, molecular function: protein binding. NCBI's taxonomy places the organism in Eukaryota, Viridiplantae, Streptophyta, Magnoliopsida, Magnoliales, Magnoliaceae.
AUGGCUCUCCUCUUUUCUUCUAAAAACAACCCAGCAUUUCUCAUUCUCUUCUUUUUAUCAUCUCUUCUGUUUCUCACUACCCAACAAUGCAACCAUCAUCACUUCUCUGCUUUGCUCGACUUAAAGAAUGGCUUUGACUUCCCUCCUCUCCCCUCUUGGAAUUCAAACGAUACCGAUUGCUGCUCUUGGGAACGCAUCACGUGCGAUGGACCCACUGGUCACGUGAUCAGCCUCGACCUCAGUGAGCUCUUUAUCUCUGGUCGGAUUGAUUUUGAAAGCCUCUUUCGUCUUCGGAGCCUGCAUAAGCUCAACCUCGCUUACAAUGAGUUCGAUGGCUCUCCAAUCCCAUCUGGGUUUGACCAGCUCACCAGUUUGACCCAUCUCAACCUCUCUCGGUUGUCCUUUUAUGGCCAAAUCCCACUGGAAAUCUCCCGCUUGACCAAUUUGGUUUCUCUCGAUCUUGCUAAGAAUUAUUAUUACAAUGGUUCUGGAUUUCAAUACCUGAAACUCGAAAAGCCAAGCAUUGGAGCAGUCGUCCAAAACCUGUCCAAUCUGAGUGAACUCUAUCUGGACAGGCUCCAUUUCUUAUCAGAACUCGACCUCACGUAUAACAGUCUCUCCUCUGCAGUGCCCAGCUUCCCAGGGAGUCUCCGCAAGUUGAUCUUACAAGAAUGUGUGCCCAGCUUCCCAGGGAGUCUCCGCAAGUUGAUCUUACAAGGUUGUGACCUUUCAGGCUCCAUCUUUUCUUCCCUUUCACAGCUCCAUUUCUUAUCUGAACUUGACCUCGGCUAUACCAAUCUCUCAUCUGCAGUGCCCAAUUUCAUAGGGAACUUAUCCACAUUGACGUCCCUGCUCCUUAAAGAUUGUGGAUUGCAUGGAAAAUUCCCUGAGAGUGUUUUCCAGCUGCCAAAUCUACAAAUCAUUGACAUAUCAGGCAAUCCACUUGUAGCUAUCAAUUUGCCGGAGUUCCCUCAAAACAAUACUGUACAGCAAUUGAUCCUUUCAGACACUGGAUUUUCAGGAAAGUUACCAGAUUCUCUCAGUAAUCUCAAAUUCUUGACUCAUUUAGAACUCAGCAAUUGCAACUUGUCAGGAUCAUUACCAUCCUCACUUUUGAACCUUACCAAACUGCAAUAUCUGUCUCUUUCAUCCAAUAAAUUGAGCGGCCCAAUUCCUUCUUCAUAUGGAAACGAGCUUUUGAAUCUCAAAGUGAUCAGCUUAGGGAAUAAUUUGCUUAAUGGGACCAUUCCAUCAUCAUUGCUUUCACUCCCAUCAUUACAAAUGUUGGUUCUCGAAGGUAACCAACUUAGCGGUCAACUUGGGGAGUUUCACAAUGCCUCUUCUUCACAGCUGGAGUACAUCCUUUUGGGUAACAAUAAUUUCAGUGGUGUUGUGGAGCUAGGUUUAUUUCAAAACCUCAAAAAACUUUACUAUCUGGAUCUUUCAGAUAACAACCUGUCAGUCCAAUAUGGCAGUGGUAAUUCCACAUUUGUUUCCAUCCCCCAGUUUCAAUCUUUGUUGUUACGUUCUUGCAACAUCAGCACAUUUCCAAAUUUCUUGAGAAAUCAAGUGCAGUUGAGGGAACUAGACCUUUCCUACAAUAAAAUUAGUUGUGAAAUACCCAAAUGGAUAUGGGAGGUUGGCAAUGGGUCUUUAAUCUCUUUAAAUCUUUCUCACAAUGUUCUGCAGGGAAUAAAACUAUCUCCCCAUCUUUUGUUGAGUGCCCAUAGCGUUAUUGACCUUAGCUUCAACAUGUUAAAAGGUUCACUUCCAAUCCUAUCACCCUCCGUCCUAUUCUUUUCAGUUUCAAACAAUAGCCUUGGUGGUGAAAUCCCUCGAUCGGUUUGCAAUGCAACAUCCCUAACAGUCCUUGAUAUAUCUCACAAUCACUUCAUUGGUCAGAUUCCACCAUGUUUGGGUGAGAUUGCUGAUGCCCUGUCCGCGUUGAAUCUUCAAGGAAAUGCUUUCAAUGGCACCUUACUUCAUACAUUUAAAGAGGGAUGCAACAUACAAACGCUAGAUCUCAGUGGGAAUCAAUUGGAGGGCCUUGUGCCAAGGUCUUUGGCCAACUGCAAAAUGUUGGAGGUAUUAAACCUUGGAAACAAUCAAAUAAAUGACACCUUUCCAUCAUGGACAGAAGCUUUGCCCCUUUUACGCGUUCUUGUCUUAAAAUCCAACAAAUUUCACGGCCCCAUUAUACUUUCACAAACAAAUCAAAGCUUCCCAAUGUUGCAGAUCAUUGACCUCUCUUUUAAUAGUUUCAUGGGUGCUUUGCCAUCAAAUAUGUUUGAGAAUUGGAAGGCAAUGAUGGAUGAGGAUAAAUCUCAAUCUUUCCUUCAUAGAACCCUAUCUGGAGGAAUGAAAAUGAUAUACUAUCAAGAUACGGUGUCAGUAAUGAUCAAAGGACUAGACAGGGAACUCACCAAGAUCCUAUCCAUCUUCACAACAGUUAAUUUCUCAAACAACUAUUUUCAGGGGGAUAUUCCAAAAUCUAUAGGGAUUCUCAAGUCACUACAUUUACUCAAUAUGUCGCACAACAGUUUCACGGGCCAAAUUCCAACAUCACUUGAGAAUCUAGAGGUGCUUGAGUCAUUAGAUCUCUCACAAAACAAUAUCUCAGGGGAGAUUCCUUGGCAGCUGACAAAGUUAACAUUCCUCUCGGUAUUGAACCUUUCACGAAACCACCUUGUAGGAAGCAUACCACAAAGUAAACAGUUUUUUACAUUCACAAAUGAAUCAUUCCAAGAAAAUUCAAGAUUAUGUGGACCUCCACUCUCAAAGAAAUGCAAUGAUGCCGAGGGUGCACCAUCGUCCGCUCCGUCAACACUGCAAUCUGAAAGGAAAUAUGAUUGGGAACUAAUUUGGAUAGGAUUUGGAGUUGGAUAUGGAGCAGGUGUGGGGAUGCUUUUUUGGACUCUAGCACUUUGGAGGAAGGGAAGGAGAGAAUUUUAUAUAUUUGUUGAUGGAAUGCUUGCUUUGAUUUUUCCUUCCAUGUUGUUUGUUGCAUUUGCACCUGCUUGCAUGGUUGUACGGAACACUUUCAAAUAA